This is a messenger RNA of Paramecium tetraurelia, 642 nucleotides long. RefSeq lists its product as uncharacterized. The transcript is spliced from 3 exons. Gene Ontology annotation, biological process: CAAX-box protein processing. Gene Ontology annotation, cellular component: membrane. NCBI's taxonomy places the organism in Eukaryota, Ciliophora, Oligohymenophorea, Peniculida, Parameciidae. Gene Ontology annotation, molecular function: metalloendopeptidase activity. The record is from RefSeq and is a predicted model, not a curated record.
AUGACUAGCCCUAUCCAUAACAACCUCAGCACUCUUAUGUUUGUUAACCUACAUGAUGCUAAUAAUCCUGGUGAUUUACUUCUACAUUUUUUUUUUGGCACAAGGAAAACGAGUGUUGGAAUUUUACAUGGCAGGUAUAAUAAAUAAAAUAAUGAGGGUGAAUUCAUCUUCAAAAAGGAGAAUACCUAACUCUUGAUUUUAUCUACCUUAAUAACCUUCAUUUCCUUUUUCACACUGACAAUCCUGUUUCUCUCUGCAUAAAACACGAAGCUCUACAAAUCAUACUUUGAUGAAUCAAACACUUCUUACAUGGUGUUAUUUAUGGCAUUGUUUGUUGUCGGUUUGGGAAUAUUGGAAGAGUAUUUUUGGAGAAAUUUCAUGAUCAAAACUCUUCCAUCUGGCUGGGUUGCUGCAUUAUUUGUAGGCUUACACUUUGCACUUCUUGUCAUGAUGAUAACUAGCACUAUAGUAGAAUGGCAGUAUUGCAUUUUAUUGGGAGUGCUAUCAGUUAUAUGGCAUAUGAUUAUGGUUUAUGCAAGAAAGUUACUUAAAUUUUCAUCGGUUUUGGUGUAUGGAAUUGCUGCAAGAUUUGGCAUCUACACUGCAUUUUAUAUAUUAUUUUUGAACAUCAAAUUAGGUUGA